UUUUUUAAUCAACCAUGAUUGUAAACGUAGCACUAUCGUCCUCCACCAUCAAUUCUCCGGCAACAUUUCCGAUUAACCGGAGGUUGAAUGUCGCCGGACUACCGAACCCAUUUCUUCUCCACUACCGGAAAAUUAACGGGUCCAUGUUUCCUUCUUUUCUUUGGCGGAAAAUUACAGGUGGUGGGAGAAUCGUAGCUGCGGCGGACAUGGAUAAAGCAGAGAAAAAGACGGGUCCGGUGAGAAUAGUUGGGAUUGUUGGAGAGGGUAGUGUUAGCCCUCUCAAGUCUACUCCUUGGCUUGACGUCAUGCUUCACACUGCAGAGAGACUGAAAUGGGUUGAUGAAGAAUUUGAAAUGAUUGUCAUAUCUGAAGAUGAAACUGUCAACCACAUCAGCAAUGAGCUGGAUCGUGCUGACAUUUUGGUGGUCGUUGCUGUCAGAAAGGAAGGAUCAGUCAACUGGAUACAGUCUAACAGCCAGAAUGCCCCAAACAUCAUAUGCUUUGAUUCCUCUUUGGCACUGAGAAACAAGUUAGGUGGAAGUUUUGUUGAAACUAAAAAGAGGGGAGACAUAUUUAGCAGUUCACUUCCAUUCUCUCAAUCUAAGAAACUGGAUGAAUCUGUGGAGAUAACCCGAACAGUGUUUGACGCUUGGGAAAGGCAUAAUUCUGAUGACAUACGGUUCUGCUUAUUAGUUAUAAUUAAUGCUUAUAUAACACCGGUUUCAACGCUGAAGAACCUUAGAGCAAAAGGAUUCUCCACCUUGAACUGCAUGGUGACAAAUUGUGGGCCUCAGAUAUUGAACUGUCUACUGGAUCCUAACUGUAGGAAGGCACUUCAAUGCUUGAACAACUGCAGCCCUGUAGAUCAUAGUUUCGAGGGGAGAAAUUGUCUACUGAAAUUGCUGAAGACCUCUUUGUUGGUUGGUUAGGGACAUUGGAAUGGAGUUGGCGCGUUGUAGCAGGGCAGAAUCCAGCUUAUGAUCAAUUUCCAUGCCAGUACCAAUUAUUCUAUCGGGGAAAAGCUAGAGGAUCAUUCUGGUAUGAACCAGUUUUCCAGGUAAAAACACUUGAAGGAGACCUAGUCUGGAGAAGGCGUAAGUAUAGAGUGAAAAGAGGAAAAGCUACAGGAACAUUUCACUUCAGUGUAUUGGAUAAUGGAGUCGUUUCUAACGAGUUCUGGACAAUUGUGGAUGUUUCUGAUGAUUUGAGCUGGGGUCUGUUCCACUAUCAUGGAGCUGCACGAGUGGCGGGGCAGUCAUAUACUGGGGCAGUUCUUGUCAGCCCAGAUGGACAAUAUCCAGCUGAGAAGGAAAAACAAAGGUUGAUAUCUGCAUUGGAUAGAUGUGGUAUCAAAGAGUGGGAGCUAUUCAAUGUUGAUAACUGUUCAUGUGAAAAUGUACCAUUGGGGAUUCCAGAUGGCUCAAGUCUGCAUUCUAUAAUUCAAGUCAAUGAGCAGACACAUUCUUCAGUCUAGGAG
This is a messenger RNA of Solanum tuberosum (potato), 1477 nucleotides long. RefSeq lists its product as uncharacterized. The transcript is spliced from 3 exons. Gene Ontology annotation, molecular function: violaxanthin de-epoxidase activity. The coding region runs from base 15 to 929 and encodes 304 amino acids. NCBI's taxonomy places the organism in Eukaryota, Viridiplantae, Streptophyta, Magnoliopsida, Solanales, Solanaceae. The record is from RefSeq and is a predicted model, not a curated record. Gene Ontology annotation, biological process: xanthophyll cycle.